Exophiala bonariae is the source of this 1530-nucleotide messenger RNA. RefSeq lists its product as uncharacterized. The record is from RefSeq and is a predicted model, not a curated record. Bases 1 to 1530 code for a protein of 509 amino acids. Gene Ontology annotation, molecular function: monooxygenase activity; heme binding; oxidoreductase activity, acting on paired donors, with incorporation or reduction of molecular oxygen. Lineage: Eukaryota; Fungi; Ascomycota; Eurotiomycetes; Chaetothyriales; Herpotrichiellaceae. The transcript is spliced from 8 exons.
AUGGGUGUGUUAAACACAAACAGACUCGAUGCCUCAAAUGCAUUGCCAGCAUUGGGGUCGCUGGUGAUCCUCGUCCCCUUGCUCGCUAUCAUCUGGCGUGUAUGGAGAGCACUGGCAACACCACUGAGAGAUCUCCCCGGCCCCUUCACGGCCAGAUUCACCAGACUGUGGUAUCUGAAGAACGUGUGGAGGGGGGAUUUCGAGAAAGUCAACGUCCGUCUGCACCAGCGCUAUGGCCCGAUUGUCCGCAUCGCACCCAACGAAUACAGCAUCGACGACGCCGAUGCCAUCAAGAUCAUCUACGGCCACGGCACGAGCUUCACAAAGUCGGAAUGGUACUACGCCGCUGGUAGUCCCAAUAAAAACGUCCACAACCUGUUCACUGACCGCAAUCCGAAACGGCACUCAGAAAACCGAAGGAAGGUCGCCAACCUGUAUUCCAUGACCACCCUCCUGUCACUCGAGGGGUUCGUGACCGAAGCCGCGGGACACAUGGUGUCCAAGUUCGAGGGGUUUGCGAAGACUGGCGUCAAUGUCAAUAUGCAAGAGUGGGCUCAAUACUGGGCCUUCGACGUCAUCGGCCUCAUCACGCUCGCGAAGGAGUUCGGCUUCCUGGACAAGGGCGCGGACCAAGGCGGCCUCCUCGGCGCACUGCACGUGUAUCUGCUGCACUGUGCCAACGUGGGCAUCUACUCGGAAUGGCACCCGCUGGUGACGAAGCUGGAGCAGUUGCUCCCGGGGCCCGGCAUGUCGUACCUGAUCAACUUCACGCAGACGCAGAUCGCCGAACGCGUCAACGCCACCAAAGGUGACAGCCGGGCGUCCAUCACCGGCAACGACUUCCUGACCCGCCUGCUCAAGAUGCAUGCUGAUGCCCCGGAUAAAUUCACCAUGGCGGACGUGAUGGGCGCGGCGCUGACGAAUAUUGGAGCCGGCUCCGAUACGACGUCCAUCAGCUUCAGUGCGAUUAUGUACUAUUUGAUCAAGGCGCCGAAUGUCGUGAAGAAGCUGCGAGCCGAAAUCGACGCCAAGGUGGCUGAGAAAGCCAACGCCGACGACAUCAUCACAUUCUCCGAGGCCAACAACAUGCCAUAUCUACAGGCAUGCAUCAAAGAAGGCCUUCGCAUGCACCCCGCGACAGGGCUGCCGCUUGCUCGCGUCGUCCCGAAUGGAGGAGCCACGAUCUGUGGAAGACACUUCCCUGAAGGCACCGUCGUCGGCGUCAACACGUGGGUCGCGCACCAGAACAAGAGCGUCUUCGGGCAGGACGCCGACGUGUUCCGACCAGAACGCUGGCUGGAGAGUCCCGAGAAAGCAUCCGCGAUGGAGCGGUACUUCAUGGCGUUCGGAUCGGGAUCACGAACCUGUAUCGGCAAGAACAUCAGCCUGCUGGAGAUCUCCAAGAUGCUGCCGGAGAUGGUGCGGCGCUUUGAUUUCGAGCUCGCGGACCCGGACAUGCAGCUGGAGACGCACAAUGCGUGGUUCGUCAAGCAGAAGAAUUUCAUUGUCAAGGUGGCCAAGAGAGCGUGA